Molecule: messenger RNA, 3757 nt
Organism: Menidia menidia (Atlantic silverside)
Lineage: Eukaryota; Metazoa; Chordata; Actinopteri; Atheriniformes; Atherinopsidae
Source: the annotation of a GenBank genome assembly
UUUUACUUAUGGGAAAGGAAACAAUCAGGGUAAACGUGACGUCGCGUACCAAUGACGUAAAGCAACGCCACUGGUACGCGACCAUUCCUGCAGCAUUGUGAAGGACGUCGAUGAGAAGUUCGGGAUGAAGUAAUUGAAACAUAAACGUCGGCUCACUGGACAUUGCUGUGAUGGCGGUGUCAUGUCUGACCCGAGCCCUGCGCUCCCUGACUCUGUCCCAGCCUGCUCUCAUCUCCUCGCAGUUACAGGCCAUCACUCCUCUGAGGCUGGGAGCUCCCGUACCCAGUACAGUCAGCCAGUGCAGAGGCUUCCUCACCACAGCCUCUCUGGAUCAGAACAGAACGUACUGGAAGCAGAGGGAGAAGUAUACCAUCAGGCCCAUUGGAAUGAAAAAGACAGGAGGACGAGAUUAUACAGGAAGGGUACGGACACAUGGAAUCGGUGGUGGCCAUAAACAGAAGUACCGGUGGAUAGACUUCCAGCGUUUGCGCUACGAACCCCAAAGGGAAGGCCAGCCUUUUGACGAGAGGGUCAUUGAGGUGCGAUACGACCCGUGCAGGUCCGCUGACAUUGCUCUGGUGGCAGGAGGCAGCCGGAAGCGCUGGAUCAUUGCAACGGAAAACAUGCAGGCUGGAGACUUAAUUAAAACAUCAGGAGUUAUUGGACGCAUGGCUGUGUCAGCCAAUGAGGGGGAUGCCUACCCCCUGGGAGCUCUUCCCGUGGGGACUCUGGUGAACAACCUGGAGGUGCAACCAGGGAAAGGUUCGGAGUACAUACGUGCCGCAGGCACCAGUGGGGUUUUGCUCCGUAAAGUGAAUGGAACUGCCAUCGUCCAGCUUCCCUCAAAGCAGCAAGUUCAGGUGCUGGAGACCUGCAUAGUUACAGUGGGACGCGUUUCCAACAUCGACCACAACAAGCGGAUCAUCGGCAAAGCCGGCCGAAACCGCUGGCUCGGCAUCCGCCCUUCGAGCGGCUUGUGGAAGAGGAAAGGAGGGUGGGCGGGACGCAAGAUUAAACCGCUGCCUCCCAUGAAGAGUUACGUCAACCUGCCCACCAUCUCUGCCGGCUAACUUGGUCUGGACAUGUUUUUGUGCCCGUGAAUGCCUCGUGAUGUUUUCACUCUUGCACAAAUGUCUGAUGGGAAGAAAAAAGAUCUGAAUGGAGACGAGCUGUUUGUACAGAAGAUUAAAAAUUUUAUUAAACACAAAUGCUUGUGAGAGCAUGGAAAGAACCAAAACAAUAUAAAAAAAUCCAAAACAUAUUUACAUCUAUCAUAAAACAUGCAGAGUAACCCAUAUUUUUAGUGGUGAAUUUAAAAAUACUGUCAUGUCUUUUUUAAAAUAGGGUUUGUGCAAAGACACUGGGUGGCAUUUCAAGUUCCAGGCAUCAAUGAGAUGGCAUGAUGGUGUCGUAGAUUUGACCUAUAAUGAAAGUAGCAACACUGACGUCUGUUCCUUUUUGGAGUGCUAAAUUAUGGUGACAAAGCAAGCAUGCCUGCUCAUUGAUCCAGUCUUGUAAAACACCCCCAUGCUACCUCUGGAUUUAGGGUAAAAUUAGAAAGAGGUCAAAUACACUCGUCAUUUUGCUUGUCAUGAAGUAUUUCAUAAGCUAAACCGCCGGAAACAUCUCCUAACAACUCUGCCUGGGUUAAAAUCCGAGGGUCAGCUGGGCUCCUGACUGAAACACCGUGGUGAUCCCCUCAGUAAAGCAUGAAAAAAAAAAGUAACAAACAGACGCAUUCGUAAAGCCCCAAAACAAACUCCAAACAUUUAAGUGGCAAAACAUGAGGCAACAAACAGUCAUGAUGGUAUUUCAGACCUCACAGGGCACUGAAACCCAAUCAUUAACACAUCAUCCCUAGGAAAAGAGAAGAAGAAGAGGCCCUCCUCUCAACUUCAAGUAGUGGUUUACUUUCAAAAUGAACACAAACACUUCACCUCAGAACUAAAGAGUGUCCUAAUUUGAGCUACUCUGCAUAUAAAACCACAUGAAAGUGCAUUACAAAGUGAGGGAAAUGUAUGAGAAAUCACAUACCUAAUAGUGUUUGCAUUGCUAACUUCAAAUUCAUGAGUUGUGGAAAUAUAUUUGGCAUUUAUGUCAAGAAAUAAACACUAUUUGUGCUUUCAAUUUAGUGGAAGGGGAUUUGCCAUUCACAAUAGUAUAUAUUUUAUAUAUCUAUAUACAGUUAUAAAAAAAAAAAAAGCCAGUCUAUCAAAGCUUGGAAGUCUUCACUUUAUAAAAAGCAACAAACUCACACAGAAGGCCCUUUGUCCAAAGGUUUUCCUAUUGCAAAAGGUUCACGUUAACACCAGUCGGGGAGUACCAUCGAACGUGUAGCACACUACAGACACACAGGCAGUGACUCGGACAUCUGGCGAGACUCACACUUCCUCGUCAUAUUUUAAAACCUAUUUAACACUUGCACGGUGCUCGACGCAACAGUCAAAGCAUGGUUCAAGUCAGAGAAACUCAUUCUUACUUCUGUUUUUUCCCCCAGUCCCCAUCAACAGGCUUAAAUACUCAGGCUUUCAGUAUGUUUUAGGUCAGCCGUACUUGAAGACACUUGCUUAGGAUUGACACCCAUCUUUUUGGAUGCCAACACGUGGCCAAAUAUUGAGCGGUAACAGGUAAUUCUGUAUAAAACGAAUAACUCAGUAAUCCUAAUACUGAUCUCCACAGGGACCACAGACACAACAAAUGCACAAGAUUUAGCUUUCAGUAUGACAGACUACUGGGUUUGGCCAAGCCACAGGCUCCUGUGAUUGGACCACAAAACAAAGUUUGGCACAUCACUGCACAGUCGGUAACUUGCUAAGUUUCUGUGGGCAAGCCAGUACGACGAGCUGAACACAGGGUGACCAUGUUUACCAGAUAUAUCCCAUUCUGACCUGAAAUUAACUCCCAGAAGGCCGAAUUAUGACGCGACAGGGAAGCUGUAAAAGGCGUCAUUAAGCUGCAACUAAACACGGUGCUCAGGAGUUAAAGGAAGUUGUUACCCUGCUUCUAACUGCUUUUUACUGUACAAUCUCGAUGCACACUAACAAAAACGUUAGCACUCUCAACGACAGACAGUUACAAAGGAGUUAUAGCUACAUUCAUUAUAGCUACCUUCUAAUACUUUGAAUUUUUUUCCUCUUGGGUUGCUUUAGUGUGCUUCAAAGCAACGAGGCAACGAAAAAAAAGAACUUCACGUUCCUUCCUAUAAAAACUCACUUUUUUUUAAGAAAGUAAAGGGACGAGUUAGAAAACCGAGCACUCAGAAGAAAAAGGAUUCCACCUAAAUUCACAGCAAUAUUCCAACUUUGAACAACAAAACACAAACACGGUCUGCAAAGGAUCUCACGCACGUCACUGCACGUCACCACCACACUCUUCCGUUGUCUAUAGAGUAACAAUAAAUGUAGGAUUUCACAGAAAUAAUAAAAUGUCAACGAAAAAAAACAAAGUGCAAACACAGCUGCCGUUAUCGAAAUGUGGCAAUUUUGUCAAGAACCUCAAAACACUUGAGGCGGUAGCACAAAUCUUACAAAAUAGUACUUGUUCUUUAUGUAGUGUGUAAAAAUAAAAAAAGGGGGGGGGAAAAAAAGAGAGAGAAAAAAACAACAACACCCAACAACAUCAAAAAACAUCAAAUUGACAAUGUGAACUUUGUGUGUUGAACACGUGGUUGUGGUCAGUAAGAUUUCCACAGGAAAACUAUUACUGCCCUGCGGCCGUAGGGAUGGAGGGAGGGGGGUGGGGUUGGGUGGGGUCUUCU